Molecule: messenger RNA, 6553 nt
Organism: Schizosaccharomyces cryophilus OY26
Lineage: Eukaryota; Fungi; Ascomycota; Schizosaccharomycetes; Schizosaccharomycetales; Schizosaccharomycetaceae
Product: sporulation protein Spo15
Exons: 1
Coding region: 29-5860 (1943 amino acids)
Source: RefSeq, a predicted model, not a curated record
ACAAGAGCUGUUUACGUUUACAGUGCCCAUGUCGAAUCAGACACCUAGGUCUUCUUCACUUUCUGAUUCGGAGGAGGAUUCUCCCAACAGUAUUUUAAGUCCAAUAUCUCCUUUCAUAGAUCCGGAUUUGGAAACUCCAAAACCUCCUAAAACGAAACCUUUGGGUAAACAUUUGACAGAAAAUCGUAAUGUCAUUAAUCAAGACGAGUUUUCUACUCCCACUUCGUAUCCUGAAAAAGGAAGAAGGGUUUUGAGCGAAGGAGAAGCUCCCCUUCAGAGUGAGUCUGAAGAAACUCACCAAUUAACCCCUCGAAGCCCAGGCUCUACUUCCAGUACGAGCUGGAUGCUCACAAGAGGAGGAUUAUUUGACAGUCCUAUCUAUGAUUUAAAGUCUGUCACUCAAAAUUCCAAUUUGAUUGCCGAUCUAAGGGCUGUUCGUUCAAAACUAGCAACCUUGGAGCAUGAAAAUGGACUUCUUUCAAUGCAACUAAUGUCAAAACCAAACCGCGAAGGUUGGGAAAAGGGCCCUUCUGACAUAGAUGCCUUAUCUUCUAGCGAAGAUUAUCAUUUUUUUCAAAAGAAAGUUUCAGAACUGGAAUCAACCUUAUCAUCUAAACAAUCUGAAGCUUAUGAAUUAUCAAGACAGCUCUUGAGCGCCACAGAAAAACUUGAUCAAAAGGAAAAGGAUUAUGAGACUGUUAUUCAAGAUUUGAAGUCAAUGAAGGAUAAGAUGGAUCAGGACCGAGUCUCAAACACUGACCUUCGUGCUGAGCAAGAAAGGUUGCAAAAACUUCUAGUCAGUUCGAAUAAUACCAUUGGCUCCUUGAGACAGUCUGAAUCUAGCUUGCGUAACCAGUGUAAAGACUUAGAAGAAAAGAUGACAGCAUUGGUCGACUCGAAUACCAACGAACCUGAAAUUAAAGAAUAUGAAGAAAGGCUGCAAAUUCUCUCCGAUCAACUCGAAUCAAAGGAACGUAUCAUUGAAAAUUUGAACGAAAACGUUCAAUCAUUGCAAAAUACUUCCUCGGACAGCUCUGAACUUCUUGAGAAAAAUAGAAAACUAGAAAAGAUUCUCCGUAGUUCUAUUGCUAGUUUAAAAGAAUCGAAAGAAGAAAGUACGAGUAUGCAAAAAAAGAUUGAUGAGUUGGAAGGUCAUUCUAGCAAUUUGCAAUCUAAAUUGAAAACUCUGGAAGAUGAGACAGAUGAUUUUAAUUCCAUUAAAUGUCAUAUCCAAGCUAAUCUAGAGGAAUCUAACGCUGAGCUGUCCGACAAGACUGAGAACCUGAUUAAUUUAGAAAAGCAACUACAUGAACUUGAAGCUCAGAUUACGGAUAGUAAUGAUAAUCUCAGAUCGGUUACAUCUGAGCGUGAUCAACAUGCUUUAAAAAAUGAAGAUCUACAGCGUAAAAUUGCAGAUUUGCAAAAUUUGGUGACAUCCUCUUCUAAGUCUUUAGAAGAUAGUCAAAGUACUACAACUCAAAAAGAGCAAGAGUGUUUGACACUAAAAAUGCUACUUGAGGAAAAAGAACGCUUGAUAUCUGAAUCUCGGAACGAACUAGUGAGCACAAAUCAGUACGUUGUACAAUUGAAAGAUCAAGUCGCUAGUUAUGAGGAUAACAUCCAAAGCUUGACAUCAAAUUUGGACGAGAGGUGUGACGAUAUAAACAAGCUUACCGGUGAACUUAAAAUUUUGAGUACCUCUAGAGAUAAAGAACUGGCUGAAAGGGAACACGCUCAAAAAACUGUUGGAGAUGUCCAAGAGUUAUGUAAGGCAUUCCAAGAAAGAUUAAAGGAAUCAACUUUAAAUUUACGGAAUAUGGAAAAGCAGUUGGAAGAGUCUCAGGCUUCAAAGGGGCACGAAGCUGCUGCUCUCGUGAAAGAACUUAAUGAAAUAAAGCCAACCCUAAACGAAAAAGAUACUUACAUAAAUCAACUUAAUGAACAAAUUGUCUUUUUAGAGAAAGAUUUUGCCGCUCUCCAAGUCAAGAAAGAAGAGCAAAGACAAAAUCAUGAUUAUCUAAAUUUAAGUUUCAUAGACUUGCAGAAGAAAUUUACUGGUUUAGAACAAGAAAAUCAUGAUAUGGAGAAUCAGAUUAAGACUCUUAAAGACUCCUUGUCAAAGCUAGAGAAGACUGAAAAUUCUCUCAAAAGACUUGAAGAGCAUAAUCGGAAUUUAAGUGAUCAACUAGAAUAUUAUAAGGAUCAAGCGGUGGAGAAAGAAAACAUCCGGGUUGCUUUAGAUGAUUUAAGAAAAUCAAAGGAUUAUCUUGAAAACGAGCUCAAUUCCUGCCAAAAAAUGUUUGACGAAUCUCAAACUGAAGUGUCUCACUUAAGAUCUGUGAAUGAGUCUCUUCAAACCAAACAUUCUACCUUUAAUUCCUCUUUUGAAAAAGUUUCGAGUGGGUUACAGACUGCCCUAGAAACGAGAGACGAAAGUUAUGAAGAAUGCUUGCGAUUGAAAGAAUGCUUGUCGUCUUUAACUAGCACAUACAAGGAACUUUCGGAUGACUAUUUAAUGUUGAAGGAGACGUAUGAAAAGUCCGAGGUCUUUAAUAAAAAUAUGAGAUUAACUUCAUCCGAGCUUUCUGAGGAGAGUAAGCAUCUCAAAUCUUCUCUUCAAAUCGUUUUGUCUUCCCUUUCGGAAACAAAACAAGAAAUGGGUUCAUUGAUGGAGGCUAGAAACAACCUUCAAAAUGAGCUAACUACUUUACGAAAUAGUCACGAAGACGUAAUUAAUCAACUUAAUUCUGAUCGAGAAAAGUAUAGCAAGACUGAUGGUUUAUAUGAGUCUCUAAAUCAGUCAGCUUUGGAAACAGAGAAAAGCUUGCGAGCUGAAAAAGAUGAUGUUACUGAAAAGGCUCGCAUAUUAGAAGAAGAAAAAGAAGUCUUAAUUAAAGAAAAAGCUGAUUUGAAUCAAAGAAUUAGUUUAUUAACAGACGAAAUUCAAGAAAAAGUUAAGAAGUCCACUGACUUGGAUACUUUAUAUAACUCACAAGAAAAAGAGUUGAAGAUUUUAAAGAAUGAGUUAUCCGAAAAGUCUCAAAAGCUCGACCAAACUAUAGAAAUUGUGGAGCAUCUCAAAGAGAAGAAGUCUGCAAGCGACUUAGAUUUUGAACGUUUCGUAUCUCUCAACGAAAGCACGAAAGAAGAGUUAAAUGCUUUGAAAAUGAAUUUUGCAACCCUAGAACAGUCUCUGAAAGAUCAGAAUGCUGAAAAGGAAGGUUUAAGUCGAAAGCUCAUCGAUUCUCAGGAUAAUAUAUCUGUUUUAGAAAAAGAUAAGGAAAUUUUGUUAGUAGAAAAACUCGAACUGCAAAAUUCUAAAGACGAUAUUGAACAGGUUCUUGAGUCUAUCCAAGGGUCUUACGAUUCUUUAUCUGAAGAGCAUCGUUCACUUGUUGAUGAAUACGAAAGCUUGAAGGAUGCUUUUUCAAAAUUAAAGGAAUUAAAUCAAAAACUAAUUGAAAAAAUUAGUCAUGCUGAAGAUUUAACUAAACAGCAGGAAGAAAAUAGUAUUACUUUGGAUAAUAGACUCCUGUUUGUCACGAAUCAGUUAAGAGAGGCAGAAACUGUGAUAUCGCAGAAGUACGACGAUAUUUCUGGUUUAGAAAACGAAAAAGAUUUUCUCAACCGACAACUUUCUAGCGUUGAAGAAAAUGUUUCUUCACUUCGUGAGGUUAUUUGUCAAUGUGAAAGUAAUAAUAAUGAACUUUUAGCGAAGAUGGAUACCUUAGGAAAAGAAAAUGAUGAGCUGAACGGUUUGAGGAAGACGUUUUUUGAGGCAUAUAGUUCUUUAUUCAAUUCAAUAAAGGCUCUGUCUUUUGAGGAUAUUUCAUUGAAAGGUGAUGAAGCGUUACACCUGAAAGAUUCUUCAGAGAUAAUGGCGACAACUUCUAUGUACAUAAAAUCUCUUGACGAUUUAAAUAACAUGCUGCAGAAGAAAGAAUUAGAAUUACAGGGCAGUAAUCAGGAUGCUGACAAGCUCUCGAAAGAAUUGCAGACUGUCAAAUCAGAAUUAGAUGCACUUACACAGCAUUUCAGUAAUACCCAAGAAGAGUAUACUUCACGCGAAAACGGUUUAAUCACACAGUUAAGUGAACUGAACUUGAAAAUUGAUUCACAGCUGAAAACGGUUGAGGAUCAUUCUUUGGAAUUACAAAGAAAAGACGCUUUGAUUGAUAACUUAAAUAAAACAAUAAACAACUUUCAAAAAGAGAUGGAAGUUGUCAACGAGGAAGUUAUCACUGAGAAAGCUAAUACAGCAAAGAAACAGUCUUUCAUAAACGAGUUAACUGAAAAGGUUGAGCAUGUAACGAAAGAAAAGCAGUCGCUGUUAGAAGAGCUAAGUGUUAUGAAAACUUCCUUAAAAGAAACAAGCAAUGAGUUGUCUGUAAAGAAGACUGAGCUUAAGUCUGUCCAAAGUGACCUAUCAAAGAAAACUAAUAAAGCUGAGGAAAUAAGGAGUGAUUUGGCAACUGAAAAGAAUAAAAAUAAUGAGAAUAUAGUUUUGAUUGAGCGUUAUCAGGCUGAUUUGCGAAACUCUUCAGAUAUGAUAGAUCAGCAUUUAGCAACCAUUAAAUCUCUUGAAGAGGAUUUAAUCGAAAAUAAGGAAGAAUUUAAAGCUUCCUUACAGGAGUCCACCUCGUUAGUCCAGAAACUGGAAGCUGAGAAAGGAAAAUUAUUGAAAGAUUUGGAAUUAGAUCGCACUCUAAUAGCAGAGCAAAACGAGAAAAUCAAAUCUCUCCAAUGCUCCAAAGAUAAAUCUGAAACUGGAGUGAUCACAUUAGAAGGAGAACUUCAGAAAUUGAAGGAUAUCAACAAACAACACGUUCAAAAGUUACAAGAUACCGAAUCCCAGGUAAAUGCGCUGCAAGGUUUGUUAAACAGAAACAAUGAAGAGCUUUCUGUUAAAGAGCAGCAAAUUAAUGAAUUAGAGUCUGUUCAAGAUUCACUAACUUUUGUUCAAAAUGAACUUAAAGCAAAAUGCAGUACGCUUAGUUCGUUAGAAGACGUUUUAACUGGAACGCAAGCACAUAAUAUAGAAUUGGAGGGAGAAGUUAAACGAUCAAUGGAGAGGAUUAAAAGAAGAGAUGAUCGAUGUGACCAUUUGGCCACAAAAGUAAAGAAGCUACAUCAACAAUUGAGUCAACAACACGAUACGUUCUUCGAAGCUGAACAAAAACGCAUAGUACAGCUAACUACCCUAAAGGAUACCGUUAAAAAGCAAGAAAAGCACUUGAAAAAGCUUGUUCAGAAACAGGACGAAUUGGUUCCUAGAAGCACUAUAUUAGUUUAUGAAGCUUAUAUCAAGGAUAUUGAGAAAGAAAUUAUUAUUCUUCAAGAGCGCUUAAAUUCUCUCGAGUUAUCACAACAAGUACCAAAGGGAUUCUUUAACUUCUUUUCAGGAAAAACAAAUACUUUCGAACCCGAAGUUAUGGAAGUCUUUAAACAACAGCUUGGAAAGUUACAGAGCAUCGUCGGUCCUAAGUUUGCUGACAAGUUUAAAGAAGACUUGGAUCAUUGUAUAGUUGAUGAAAAGAAUCGUCAAGCUGCAUAUUUCGAUUAUGCGCAAAAGGUUGACCACUUAGCAGAGUGUCUUCAAGCUUUACAGCAUGCCCUAGACAAAGAAGUUAAUUUCAAGAAGUCAUUAGUAUUAUGGAAGACGGCUUGCUAUGAUGGAUUAAAGAAGCAUUAUCCUGAAGUACAGUUUGAAAAGUUGCUCAAUGGUUCCCAUGCAAACGAACAAGGUAAAAGGUUGUCUCUGCGGUCAGUUUUCCUCUGUGUCAUGUCUUUACAGCGCUUAAAGUCUUUGGGAGAAAAGUAUUCUUACUAUGGAAAGACUAUCAAAAGUAUUGCCUCUUAAGGCGCCAUUUUUUGGUUCUAACUAAUAAUUUCGCUCAACUUAUUUAUACUUUUUUAAUCAGUCAUAAAUAUCUACGAAAUUUUCUGAACGAACUGGUAGCAGUAGGACUUGUUCAAAUUAGCUUAUGUAUGUCUAUUUUAAAUUGAUGAUCUAAGUUGGAAGAGGUAGAUAAGUUUCACCAGAAGCUUCAAGGUUAUUAAAGUUCGCAGUCCAAUAGGCACGCCAGCGAAUGCGUAAAGCUUUCUGGUCACUAGCAAUAUUGGAAAUAUUCAUAGUUUCAUAGGCAGCGUUUUGCUUUUUCGGUGAUAUAAUAGUAUCUCCAACAAGAGGAAGCAUCUGAAGUUUCUGGGAUUUCAUAACAGCAACCUGAAAAACGACAUUAGAAACUGAAGAUGUAAGGGAGUUGUUGGAUAAAAAGACUGCAUAGGAUGCAGUGCCAGCCGCUGGAUUGUAAACAAUCAUGUUAGCUGAUAAUCGUAAGGAAUCAGAUUCCAAAAUGGAAAUAGCUCCAGCGGUAGACAAAUUCUUUGCAGUAUCAAUUUCAGAAAGUGAUUUAUUCGGACUGACGACAUUAGGAACAUCGGCAAAAACAGAGGCAUUAUUGGAAGAGAUAACAUUAUUAGGAACAUUCAAGGAAUCUUGACUAGAUUCGUCAAUUAAAUCAACCAAAGAAGAUUCAUUUCUUGUAGGAGC